Rhagoletis zephyria (snowberry fruit fly) is the source of this 708-nucleotide messenger RNA. RefSeq lists its product as uncharacterized. Gene Ontology annotation, molecular function: nucleic acid binding. NCBI's taxonomy places the organism in Eukaryota, Metazoa, Arthropoda, Insecta, Diptera, Tephritidae. The record is from RefSeq and is a predicted model, not a curated record. Gene Ontology annotation, biological process: DNA integration.
AUGGGUCAGUUACCUCAAGCCAGAUUCAUUCCAUCCAGACCCUUCUACAAUACUGGAGUCGACUAUGCCGGUCCAGUUACAGUAUCCAAUUGGCGUGGCCGAGUCGCCAAAACUCAAAAGGCCUGGAUAUGCGUGUUUGUAUGCAUGGUUUCAUCAGCUGUUCAUCUCGAGUUAGUCAGCGACUACUCCACAGACGGGUUCUUAGCAGCUUAUCGUCGCUUUAUCUCACGUCGCGGCAAUUGCCAUACACUCUUCUCGGACUGUGGAAAGAACUUCAUUGGGGCAAUAAAAGAGAUUAAGAAACUCUUCACGCAAUAUACUGAAGAACAUCAAGCCAUCACAAACUUCAUAGUGGAACAUGGAACUCAGUGGUCUUUUAACCCUCCAGCAGCACCUCAUAUGGGUGGAAAAUGGGAAGCGGUCGUGAAAUCCGUAAAAUACCACCUCUCAAGAACAAUUAAGGACUUAAUAUUAACGUUUGAGGAGUAUGCGACACUUCUAACGCAAAUUGAAGCAUUGCUUAAUUCUCGCCNGGCGACACUUCUAGCGCAAAUUGAAGCAUUGCUUAAUUCUCGCCCUCUGGAACCCCUAAGCGAUGACCCAGAUGAUAUUUCAGCACUCACACCUGGACACUUCUUAAUUGGAAACGCAACAACAAAGAUCUCAGCAAUUCUGGACUCGGUGGUCACAAUCAUAUCUUCAACGUGA